UACUUUGUAUUCAACCAAAAUAUUUAUUGUGUUAGCGAAAAGUCCAAUUUUAUUAAUCAAUCUUAUUAGAAUCGUUCUAACAAGUUGAAAUUUUUGAAUUUACCACUGGUAGAACUGAUAUACUGUUGUCACUUUGACGUUGUCAAAGUCAAUAACAAAAAUAUAACCUGCAAUUUCAUGUAUACACCCACAAAAUGACAACUAUACGACACACGAUCCAACAGGAAAUCUUCCAAGGCAAGGAGGAACGACUAAUAUCCAUCUGCCAUGUGGGGAAGUUGCUGAAGAAGAAGAAAUCAUCCUUCAUGUGCAUAGUUAGCACCACAAGUGCUCCUCCAAAUAUCUCUUUGGUGCAAGUAAAGCAAACUGACAAGAGCUUCAAGAGGAAGCGCUCCUGGGCACUUGCAGAACUCAAGAUAGUUGAUGGGAGAAGUGAAGGUAGUGAUAAUGUUGAGUUUGAUUUGCACAUUGAUAAACCCUAUAGAUGGGUGGCUUCAACCAUUCACGAGAGGCAGAACUUCAUCAUUACACUCUAUAGACAAUCAAAUAAGUAUUUGGCAAAAGAGAAACCAAUUUUCAAGAACAUUCCAAAAGCAUGGCUGAUAGAGGACGUGAUGACGCCAGAAAGUAUUAAAUUUUCAGCAUCACCACUGAUUGGCAUGGACUCAGAACUGUCUGAGGAUUUCCAAGCCAUCACUGAUAAAGAACAGGAAGAUUUGAGCAAAUUGAUGUCUGACUGUGAAUUUGCCAUUAGCAAUGCAGAAGCGUUCAUGGAGGUGCUAGCCAGAGAUUUGUCUUUGUUGGAUGGCGAGAAUGUGCAGUGUGUUUUAGCGUCUGAAGCGCAAGUCGAGUCCUUGAUGGAACAACUUCAGAUGGCGAUAAACGAAGCGGAGAGGAUCGAGAAUCGCCUGGAUAGCUAUGAUGAGAUCUUGUGUCACGUUAGGGACACCAUGCAGAAUAUGGAGAAGAAAAAUUCUAUGAUUGAGGUGGCCAAUACAAACAACCAAUUGUUAUUGCAAGAAUUAGAGAACGUUGUUACUCAGUUGGAUCUGCCUAGAAAAUUCCAGGAUGCUUUGGAUGACGCCGAUUUAACCAAUCCUCAGGGUUUGAAGGCAGCAAUUGAAGCUGGAAAUGCGCUAAGGAUCGCAAUGAAUUCGCAAUUAGAUCCAGCACUUUUGCGUAUGGCUGCUGUCCAAGAACAGCGCAAACGAUUUGAAAAAUACAAAGAAAAAUUUUCUCGCACUAUUAGCAGACAAUUAAAUAAUCUCUUCAUUCAUUACGGUAAUCAUAAAGGUGAUGCAGAACACACGGCAGACGGUUUGAUUCUACCUCAGCAUAGCGCGGUCCACAAAGAGUUAAAUAUGUACACGGAUCUUAUGCAUUGGAUUAAAGUAAUGGAUCGCAAUGCUUAUAACCAGCUGAAGAAAGUGUACACGGAAUCAUUGGGAAAACUGUACGAUAGGGAUUUGCGAUACUUAUUCGAAGUCGCUAGAGAAAAGGUGGCUGUAAAUGGGCCUGUUACGACGCCCACCAGAAAUUCCGUUCUUUUAGGCUUAGAUCGCGACCAGUGGACUUUAGAAACUACGACUUUGGAUCGAGAAAGAUACGAAUCUUGUUUGGAACAAGUAUUAUCUCUGCUUGAGCCUGUUUGUCUCCAGGAACAACAGUUUUGCGUAUCUUUCUUCCAGUUGGACGUUCUUAGUCCAAGUUCAAAGAACACUUUAACAACUCUGGAUGGAGUGGACGGCGAUACGGCUAUUUUACCACACAAGAAAGCGGAAAAACAAGUCAACGAGGACGUUAGAAACAUGAUGGGGAGUUUGUUUAAUUGUCUGGAAGAUGAGCUAGUUAGCUUCAUAGGUCACAUAGAGAAACAAGAUGCUUUCUAUUGCAUGUACGUUCUGAUGCACCUGAAUCAGCACGUGAUGUCCGCCCAGAGCUCGUUCCUCAGCAAUACCUACGCUUCGGUAUUGAUUCAAAUUAAGAGGUCGCUAGAUAAAUUCAUGCAGACCCAAAUCGAGUCCAUCCGAGAGUGCAAACUACAACGUCGCUCCAAAUGCGGAAUCUUACCAUACGUUUUAAAUCUAGAGGAGUUCGCGAAGAAUGCAGACGUACUUCUCAAGAGCGACCGACGCGCCGAUUUAGAAAAAUGGUAUACGCGCUUAGUGGAUACCAUCAUCGAGUGCAUCUCCAUGCAUUCGACUGACCACAGUAAAACUCCGUCGCAGGUCAUCAAAAUGGAAAACUACCACAACUUGUAUUCACUUCUUUCGCAAUUGAAGAUCUCUGUAUUGGAUGCGCAGCGGAAGGAUGCUAAGCAGAAAUACAACGAUUCAUUGGGAACUUACGUGACACAGUAUUUCGGAAGACCUCUGGAGAAAUUGAAUACUUUCUUUGAUGGGGUUCAAGCGAGGGUCGCGAGUGGCGUGAAAGCCUCCGAGGUCAGCUACCAAUUGGCGUUCAGUAAGCAAGAGCUGAGAAAAGUCAUUAGCCAAUACCCGGGAAGCACGGUCAAGAGGGGCCUGGAAUCGCUGUACAAAAAAGUCGAGAAGCACUUGUCGGAAGAUAGCAACUUGCUGCAAGUGGUAUGGAGAGCGAUGCAGGAAGAGUUCAUCCAGCAGUACAAAACUCUGGAAGAUCUGAUACAACAGUGUUAUCCGGGUUCAAUGAUCACACUGGAAUUCACCAUCAACGAUAUCCUGAAUUUCUUCUCGGACAUUGCCCGUUCCCAUUAACAGUUAAAAUUUGUUUUCUUUGUUAUAAGUUAAUCAGAAUAAUAUUUAUUUAGCUCUUAA
Molecule: messenger RNA, 2795 nt
Organism: Nicrophorus vespilloides
Lineage: Eukaryota; Metazoa; Arthropoda; Insecta; Coleoptera; Silphidae
Gene: Sec3
Product: exocyst complex component 1
Exons: 8
Coding region: 195-2735 (846 amino acids)
Biological process (GO): Golgi to plasma membrane transport; exocytosis
Cellular component (GO): exocyst; plasma membrane
Molecular function (GO): phosphatidylinositol-4,5-bisphosphate binding
Source: RefSeq, a predicted model, not a curated record